UUAGGGCACCCAUUUCUCUGAGAAAGCAUUCUGAUAUAGACACUCCCCAUGGCUUGCCUACUUUUUUACUUCUCCUUUCUCCUACUCCCAUUCAUCCCUCUGAUUUCAUCAGAUAAUAUCCUGUCCUCCUAUGUGGCCCUCAGGGAGACUGUGGAACUCUCAUGCCCUGAACCACCCACCUUGUAUGGAGAUGAGAUGUUAUCAUGGUUCCGAAGCCCAGUGUCUGGAUCCCCUACCAUCCCAGUCAUCCGUGUCCCUGUGACCAACAGAGGUCCCGAAGCUAGGAAGAUCUUGAAGGAAGUCAGGCUAAGUCUGCUGGGGAAUAAUUCCUUAUGGCUAGAAGGGGCUAAGGAAGAAGAUGCAGGACGGUACUGGUGCGCUGUGCUUGGCGACUAUGCCCAGUAUCAGAAUUGGAGGGUGUAUGACCUCUCUGUGAUCAAAGGCUCCCAGCUAUCAGCAAAGACUACAGAUGGUUCUCUCUGUUCAAUCCUGGUAUGUUCGGUAGUCUCAGCAAGAUUCCUGGACUCUGUGAUUUGGCUGGAAGGGAAAGGGAAAGUCAAGGGGAAGGUGGAGACUUUCAAAGGAAAGGAUGCCUCCCUUCUCAUGGUGUGUCCUCUGGAGGGGCCCUCAGAGUCUCGUAUGCGAAGGGCCAGGAGCAUCCGUUGUAUUUUCCCCCAGAAUAAGGGCAUCAGUUUCAACUUGACAGCCUCCCCAGAUUCCCUUCCUGCCCACUGUGUGGUCUCCCCGACUUGGGAUAUCCAAAAGAUCCUGUUGCUGCUUUGUGUUCUGGGGCAGGGGGUUGCCAUCUUGGCCCUGGGAAUAGUUCUCUGGAGACGUUGGAACCAGUACAGAGAUGGCGCUACUCAUUUCAAGCCAGAAACCCAAAUUUAUGAAAAUAUCCACUUGUCUAUCCCCAGCCCACCUGCCCCCAGGACCAUGUGAUAUCGAUGAGAAGGGAUCUGGAGGUCUCCUUGGAAACCCAAGAUGAAAGGAAGCCCUGUUACCUCAUCAAAAACAUGGGGGCUUGAGAGAUUGUACAAUCAACCUUCUUGUCUCCUCUGGAGAGAGCUGUUGAAGGGAGGGAAGAGAGGGAAAAGGAUCUGUUCCACAAAUGAAAUGAUGUUGUCAUUUAUCUCUUAGUGUACAUCCAAGCCAGUCUCAACAUGUUGGGGAAUGCCAUGCAGUGGUUACCUGGGAAGGGGGUGGCACAUAAUGCAGCAGUCAGUAGGUGAUAUUAAAGGACAGAAAGAAGGAGACUAUGGAGCAAAGGGAAGAAUAAAACUGAAGGAAAGAAAGGGGCUAAGAGAAGAACUGAAGAAAUUAAGGAAACUGAGAGAGGGAAACUAAUGGGCAGAUUGAAAAGAAAAACUUAAAGGUGGACACAUCUCCCAUUGUCUCAUCUUCCAAAAGUGAAUUAUGAGAGAAAGCAAAAUUAUCAGGGACCUGCUAAUCUCCUAAUAUUAUAUAUCUAGAGAGAAGUAGAAGAACAACUGUCAUUUUAUGAGAAGGACGAAUGAAUUCAAGCCAUAGAGAUCUUUAGCAAGAAAAAUCCCACCAGUCUCGUCCACAAUCUCAUUUUCUACAUACUCAAAUACACAAAAAUAUACAUACAUAAACAUAUACCUACAUGUAAACAUCACUUUAAUUUUCCCAGAAAGAAAAGUCCAAAUCACAGUUUCUAGAACUGGUAUUAUCCAGACCCUCUCCAUUGCCCAUGAAUCUCCCAGUCUCCUAUCAUGUGUCCUCACUCUUCUUGCCACCACAUCUCUUGAGGACUUGUGGACCCAGGGAUUGGAUGCUGUGGUCACUCUUUUAAACAUUCAGGCUUGAGAGGACAAUUUAUCCCCUUCCCCCUAGGACUUUAAGGGCUAUAGGGAUAGUUGGCCACUUGUCAGCAUUGAGGUUAGCCCAGGCUCCUAAGACAUUAUCCCCACCCUGCUGGCUCCCUUUCCAAAGACAACUCCCUCAUAUUUCUUUUCCCCUCCUCCUUCAAUGGAAAAACUUGGACUGGAAGUUUGGGGUAGGGUGUGGGGAGUGUGAUAUCCACCUUCUCUAUCCCCUGAGGACCUUUAGAAAAGAAGAUAUGUGUAGAAAGUGAAACUCCCCCUAUCUCAAGAUCUCACACCUUGGAAAAGCUCUAAUUGCUUUGAUUUAAAUUCUGUCCUGAGAGAGAAGGGGAGGAAGAUACUCAAUGACUGGAUCUUGCCCCCCUCACCAUUUGGGGUCCACAGUUUAGGACUUUAGGGUCUUUUAUGGGUCUCUGUAUUCCUUGACUUUCAGUAUACUUUCCCAUACUCCUUCCUAUUCAAUUUAGAAGGAAAUAAAUUCUAGUGUUUAGCAUACAUGUCAUAUACAGGAGAAAUA
Molecule: messenger RNA, 2364 nt
Organism: Monodelphis domestica (gray short-tailed opossum)
Lineage: Eukaryota; Metazoa; Chordata; Mammalia; Didelphimorphia; Didelphidae
Gene: LY6G6F
Product: lymphocyte antigen 6 family member G6F
Source: RefSeq, a predicted model, not a curated record